GCCGCUGCCGCGGUAUUAGCGUGUGCGCCCCAUAUUGCAGCGCACUCGUGGGUCCAGCAACUAGUAAAGGUCAAGAACAACGGAUCGUAUGUCGGAGACUGGGGCUACCCACGGGGCUUCUGUGCCAAGGGCGAUACAUGUGAUCCCGGCAUAGUGAACAACUUUCUGAUCCCUGCAAAUGAUGCAAACAGAUUAUUCAUCACCGAGAACGAUAAUCUUUGCAAGGACAGCCAAAAAAAUCCGGUACAAUUGGACCCUGCAAAGUACCCUCGCCUCAAGGCAGCUCCAGGCAUGCACAUCGCAUUACGUUACGCGGAGAACGGGCAUGUCUCUCUCAAUGGCACCCCGAAAGAAGACACGAACAAGUUCAAGCCUGAUGCGGGAGGCACCAUUUUCAUUUACGGCACCACUGACCCCAAGGAGGACGAAAAACUUGUCAAUGUCUUGCGGUGGACGAAAGAGGGCAACGGUGGCGACGGCCGAGGUGUUCUCCUAGCAACAAAUAACUUCGACGAUGGCCGAUGCUAUGAAGCCAACGGCUCUCCCAUUGCAAUGCAGCGCGCAGCAGCGAAUCCCUCCUAUGCGAAAGGGCAAACAGGCCAGGGUACCGGGGAAUUUGGCCUUCCAUGUGAAUCGAAUGUGUUGUUGCCUAAGAACCUGACUGCCGGCAAGCCCUACACUCUCUACUGGGUUUGGCAGUGGAAUACACCUCCAGGAAAGGACCAAUUCCGGCUGGAAGGCAAAGACGAAUACUACACCACGUGCAUGGAUAUAGAUAUCGCUGAUAUUUUCGCAACUGAAGCCAUCGGGUCUGCAAAGUACUUCUCUCCACAGCAAGACGACGCGUCAGCUGCUGUGAAGAGCUUUGCCGACCGCACUGCCCAGUACACAGACCCAAUCAAAGGUGAGAUCGGAACAGUGUUCAAGCAGGACCCGACGGCAACGGGUGCGCCUUCAGCUUCUGGGCCGGCACCUACCGCGCCGACUCCAGUCCCGACAGAUGUUCCCUCGAUGACCACUCGCCCCGGUAACUCGCAGCCUAGCCCAGGACCAUCCGGUGGCCUGAAUGGCAAUGGAGGCAACACCUCCCCAGUGCAAUCGACUGGCAAGGCGCCAGCUCCGACAGGCAUUCCAGCGAUGACUCAACGCCCAGGCACCGCG
Paraphaeosphaeria sporulosa is the source of this 1161-nucleotide messenger RNA. RefSeq lists its product as uncharacterized. The transcript is spliced from 2 exons. The annotation marks the transcript as partial. NCBI's taxonomy places the organism in Eukaryota, Fungi, Ascomycota, Dothideomycetes, Pleosporales, Didymosphaeriaceae. The record is from RefSeq and is a predicted model, not a curated record.